AUGGCCGCCGUGUCGCUGCUCAACGUUGCUGUGCGCAACAACCCCGCCCCCUUCACCUCGCCCUACGAGUUCGAGAUCACCUUCGAGUGUCUUGAGAAGUUGGACAAGGAUCUUGAGUGGAAGCUCACCUACGUCGGCUCUGCUACCUCCGACAUCCUCGGCGUCACCGUCAUCCUCUUGACCUGCAGCUACGACGGUCGCGAGUUUGUGCGUGUCGGCUACUACGUUAACAACGAGUACACCGAUGAGGCACUCAUCGCCGAACCCCCUGCCAAGGCCGUCGUCGAAAAGGUCCGCCGCAGCAUCCUUGCCGAGAAGCCCCGUGUCACCCGCUUCGCCAUCAAGUGGGACAGCGAGGCCAGCGCUCCUGCCGAGUUCCCUCCCGAGCAGCCUGACGCCGACAACCAGGAAGACGACGAGACCGCUUACGGUGCUGAGGAGCUUGAAGAGGACGAGGUCGAGGCUGAAGGCGAGCCCGAAGUCAAGGAGGGAGAGGACGCUGAGAUGGCCGAGGCCAACCCUGUCGAACAACCCAAGGAGGAGGACGAAGUCUCGGAUGCUGGCAGCGAGGACAUUGAAGCCGAGAGCAGCGCCAGCGAAGAUGAGGACGAAGAGGAGGAGGAAGGUGAAGGUGAAGCCGAGGGAGAGGCUGCCGACGAGAUGGACACUGAUACCGCUGCUCCCACUGGCGCUACUGAGAAGCCCCAGCCUCCUCAGCAGCAGGGCGAUGUUAUGGUCCACUAG
This is a messenger RNA of Aureobasidium uvarum, 744 nucleotides long. Lineage: Eukaryota; Fungi; Ascomycota; Dothideomycetes; Dothideales; Saccotheciaceae. The record is from the annotation of a GenBank genome assembly.